Brienomyrus brachyistius is the source of this 1836-nucleotide messenger RNA. Its product is annotated as E3 ubiquitin-protein ligase NHLRC1-like. The record is from RefSeq and is a predicted model, not a curated record. The transcript is spliced from 2 exons. Lineage: Eukaryota; Metazoa; Chordata; Actinopteri; Osteoglossiformes; Mormyridae. Gene Ontology annotation, molecular function: ubiquitin protein ligase activity; protein binding; translation repressor activity. Gene Ontology annotation, biological process: negative regulation of translation; proteasome-mediated ubiquitin-dependent protein catabolic process; protein polyubiquitination. The coding region runs from base 182 to 1435 and encodes 417 amino acids.
AUAGGAUCAUGAAUACAUGUAUAGAUGUCUGUGUAGAUGUUUUUUUUCCUUCCAGUUUCUGCCUGUAGGUGGCACCAGAGUAAUUCAGAUGACAGCAUUACAGUCAUGUGACUGCUGGGCCUACUCAUGCCACAUUUAACAGCAGCUGUGUAAGAGGCAAUGCUGUGACGAAAUCUCCGGCAUGUCCUUGGGGCGCCCUCCCCCCGGCUGCAGGCGCCCAGGAGCGGAGGGGGUGCUGGACGAGAUCCGUGUCGCUCUGCUGGAGUGCAAGGUGUGCUUCGAGAGCUUCAGCGUGCAGCGGACGGAGCGGAGGCCCCGCAGUCUCCUCUGCGGCCAUGUUCUGUGUGCAGCCUGCGUCGCCGCCCUCUCUAACCCCGUCCUGCGGAGCCUGGAGUGCCCCUUCUGCAGGAAGGCCUGCAGCGUGUGCCACACGUCGGAUUGCCUUCCCCUGGCCGAGCUCUCGGAGCUGCUGCACAGGAGCUCGAGGCUCCCCCCCAACCUCCCUGUGAGCAGAGAUGCCUCCAGACCAGGGGGCCUGGCUGCGGGGGCCCUGCGCCUACACUCUGCCUUCGGGGGGUGGGGAAAGCUGCUGAACCCCACUGGGGUCGCCAUCUCUGAGGCGGCGGGGGCCAUUGUGGUGGUGCACGACGGCCAACAACGAGUGGUACUUUUCAGAGCCCGGGGCGAGGAGCUGCAGAAGUUCGGUCAGAAAUCAGGCUCCAGAAAGCAGGCUGAGGAGAUACUCCACCCCCUGGAUGUGGCAGUGGGGCCUGACGGGCACGUAGUGGUGACUGACGGCGGAGACGGUGCUGUGAAGGUGUUCACGCCAGAGGGACGCCUCGUGGUGGCAGUGCGGGAUUCCUUCCGGCUGCCGUGGGGCGUGACUGUAGACGGGGGCGGCCGCAUGCUGGUGACGGAUGCCGAAGCAGACACGCUCUCCCAGUUAGCAGUGGACUUCGCCCGCAGCCGGACUCUGCUCAACCGGGUGGCUUGUGCUGACCUGCAGUGUCCCAGAUCGGUGGCUUGCUGUCCAGCUACAGGGAAGGUGAUGGUGGUGGAGCACAUGGGGGAUCUGGCGGAGGGGCGGAGGAGCCGCAGGCCUGUGCGAUUCAGCCUGUUCAGCGGGGAGCUCGUUCUCCUCUCCAGGAUCGACAGCUUCGGCCUCAGCCUCCCAUCUCCGCUGCGGCUUCGCAUCUCCGCUGUGGCUUUCGACAUGCAUGGGAAUGUGAUCGUGGCAGAUGUGGAACAGGCGUCGAUUUGGAGUUUGGGGACGUCCCACGGUUCGCCAUCCCUCAUACCCCUGGUCAGCCAGGGUCUGCUGUGUCCCCAAGGACUGGCGGUCACUUCUCAGAACAUGCUGGUCGUCUUAGACAGUGGCGACCAUGCGGUGAAAAUCUUCUCAGCCAGCUCUGACCCCAACUCCCCCCGGCAAUGACAACCCUACGAUGUGGACUUGAGGUUUGGGCAAAUCUCCAGUCUCCUCACUCAGGUGCACCUCACAUCUGCAGCACUGAUUCUGUUCCGUACACUUCGAUUGUUGGUAUGUUUUAAUUCAGCCGGUCGCUUGUCUAAUGUACACUGCUAUUCCACUGCGUUCACCACUGGAUGUGUUGCUAAUACGUCUGCUAAUGAUACUCUGUAGUUCCAGACACAUCUGCUAACACCUGAGGACAUCCAGGUACAUCUGUGCUGUGGGACGCAGUGGUCAGCAGCCAUUCAUAAUUCACUGAAUGAAAAUGUCACAGGAAAAUCAAUGUACAGUGCUAUGGUUGCAUAACAGUGUUCAAAUUUGUGGAGUAUUAUUUAAAAAUAAAAUUAAAGUGGCAAAUGUAUGUG